Messenger RNA from Penicillium lagena, 2226 nucleotides. RefSeq names its product putative glycerol-3-phosphate acyltransferase Sct1. The coding region runs from base 1 to 2226 and encodes 741 amino acids. Gene Ontology annotation, biological process: phospholipid biosynthetic process. Gene Ontology annotation, molecular function: glycerol-3-phosphate O-acyltransferase activity; glycerone-phosphate O-acyltransferase activity. The record is from RefSeq and is a predicted model, not a curated record. Gene Ontology annotation, cellular component: endoplasmic reticulum membrane. The transcript is spliced from 4 exons. NCBI's taxonomy places the organism in Eukaryota, Fungi, Ascomycota, Eurotiomycetes, Eurotiales, Aspergillaceae.
AUGGGCACGAAAGGCCCAUAUAUCCCGCCCCUUGUCGGGUGGCUGUACGAUCUGGUGCUCUGGACUUUCUCCGUGCUCAUUGAUCUCUUCUUCCGCGAGGUCCAUCCCCGCGGGUCCUGGAAGAUUCCGCGACGCGGCCCAAUCAUCCUGGUCGCUGCCCCUCAUGCAAACCAGUUUGUCGACUCACUUGUUUUAAUGCGCGUCAUCCGCAGCGAAGCCCACCGCCGCAUAUCAUGGCUGAUCGCAGACAAAUCUUUCCGGCGCAAGUUUAUCGGGUUCCUGGCGAGGAUGAUUGGAACACUACCCGUAGCGAGAGCAAUGGACAAUCUUAAACCCGGGACCGGCACCGUCUAUCUUCCCGACCCGGUCAACCAGCCCACUCUGCUGCGCGGAGUCGGCACCAAUUUCGAAGGCCCGGGGUUUGAAGCGGAAGGGACGAUUGCGCUGCCGACGAUCAACGGGACGUCGCACAGUACGGCGAUUGCGGAGAUUCGGGGGCCGGAGGAAUUGGUGCUCAAGAAACCGUUCAAACACCGGGAUGCGUUGUUCCAGUUGACGGGGCGGGAUGACAUCGACGACAACGGGAAGUUCACUGGGGAUGGGUCGGACCAGGACCGCUCGGAGUUCAAGGGCUCCAAGUUCAAGGUUGCACCGCACGUGGAUCAAACGGCGGUCUAUGAGGCGGUCUUUGCGAGACUGAAUGCCGGGGGCUGUGUGGGCAUCUUCCCCGAAGGUGGUAGUCAUGACCGCCCAUCUCUGUUGCCGCUUAAAGCGGGUGUGGCCUUGAUGGCACUGGGAACGCUGGCAGAUAAUCCGAAUUGUGGCCUGAAGAUCGUUCCCUGCGGCAUGAACUAUUUCCAUGCACACAAAUUCCGAUCGAGGGCGGUCAUUGAAUUUGGCACCCCACUCGAGGUGCCCAAAGAGCUGGUGGAGCAGUUCAAAAAGGGCGAACGACGGGAGUCGGUGGGCAAACUGUUAGAUAUCAUCUAUCAAAGUCUGGUUGCUGUCACCGUCACCAGUCCCGACUAUGAAACGCUCAUGGUCAUCCAAGCGGCCCGUCGGUUGUACAACACCAAAGGGAAGAAGCUUCCUCUUCCAAUGGUUGUCGAACUAAACCGCCGACUCGUCAAGGGCUAUGAGCACUACAAGGAGGACCCACGUAUAGUGCACCUCCGAAGAUCUAUUGUGGACUAUAAUAAGCAGCUCCGCAUCCUCGGCAUCCGGGACCAUCAAGUUGCCUACGCCAAGUUCUCGAUCAUCCAUGUCAUUGCCAAGUUGAUCUACCGCUUGGGCCAGCUGGCUCUUCUCACCAUUGGAACUCUGCCCGGUCUGCUCCUCUUCACCCCUGUCUUCAUCGCCACCAAAUACCUCUCGAUCAAAAAGUCCAAGGAAGCGCUAGCUGCCUCCACAGUCAAACUGCAGGGCCGAGAUGUGAUGGCCACCUGGAAGCUAUUGAUUGCCUUGGCCUUUGCACCAGCCGUGUACGCGUCCUACACCGCAGCCUUCACUUACUGGACGUACCACAACCGCAUCCGAGGCUUGAUUCCAGAAUGGGUACCACUCUGGUUGGUAGUGUUGAUCGGCAUGAUCCUAUUCCCCACAAUCACCUUUGCCGCCCUCCGAAUCGGCGAGGUGGGCAUGGACAUUAUCAAAUCUCUACGCCCACUCAUUCUAUGCCUGAACCCCUCAUCUGCCAAUACCCUGGUAAAGCUUCGCGCCAGACGGGUAGCCCUGACCCAGCUCGUAACGGAAGCCAUCAACACAAUGGGUCCAGAACUCUUCCCAGACUUCGACGCCGCGCGGAUCGUGUCCGACCCAUUCUGGAAAGUCAACCGGGAAGACAAUGAUAUCCCCGCCAUCCACACACACGACGACUACGACGACAACGACAGCGUGCCGCUCCGUUCCCAAGAACCCCUCCCCCGCAACGAAUCCUUCUACAACCUCGCCAAUAUCGGCUUCUUCUCUACAAGACCCCCGAGCCGAGACCGCAGCCGCAGCAGUUCCGCAGGACCCAGACCUGGCUCGCGGCAUCAGUUGAAACCACUCAGUCCCCUCACGCCCAAGGAUACGCCCAAGGAUCCUCUGGAGGAUGUCAAUUCGCGCAUUCGCGACGCUAUGCGUGAGCGCGGCCAGCGCCGUCGCCGAUCUGAGGAUGGCUCUUGGGAUAUGGCGAGCUCGGGGCCGAGUACGCCGGGGAGUGAUGGCGAGCGGAAGGAUCUAUAG